GUCUAGGCACUUGGCGAGCUGUAUAACUUGCCACACUUGCUUCUCCCCUCUACCACAUCACAUUUUUGCUGUUAGCUACUUGUUCGGUUCAAAAACAUGUCUGGAAAGGGAAAAGCUGGAAAGUCUUCGUCUGGAAAGACUGGGAGCGAUUCAAAAGCUCAAUCGCGUUCAUCAAAAGCCGGUCUUCAGUUUCCUGUCGGCCGUAUUCACAGAUUGUUGAAGAAGGGCAACUACGCACAGCGUGUUGGUGCUGGUGCUCCUGUAUACCUUGCUGCUGUCUUGGAGUAUCUUGCUGCUGAAAUUCUGGAGCUUGCUGGCAAUGCCGCCCGUGAUAACAAAAAACAACGUAUCGUUCCCCGUCACCUUCAACUUGCCAUUCGUAAUGACGAAGAGUUGAACAAACUACUUGGUGAUGUCAUCAUCAGCCAGGGUGGUGUCGUGCCAUUUAUCAACCCAGAACUUCUUCCCACAAAAACCAGCAAGGGCAAGAAGGAGGGUGCUUCACAGGAGGUCUAGAGCGCUGCAGAGAUUUGUAUUCCACAUUUGUAUCAUUGUACUCGUUCGCCUUAAUCUACGCAAUUGUACCUUAGACAUCGCAAACUUCGCGUGGUAUUUUAGUUGGAGCGGCUACCGGACUCGU
Molecule: messenger RNA, 640 nt
Organism: Suillus plorans
Lineage: Eukaryota; Fungi; Basidiomycota; Agaricomycetes; Boletales; Suillaceae
Product: histone-fold-containing protein
Exons: 6
Coding region: 97-516 (139 amino acids)
Cellular component (GO): nucleosome
Molecular function (GO): protein heterodimerization activity; DNA binding; structural constituent of chromatin
Source: RefSeq, a predicted model, not a curated record